AUGGACCAAGAAGGUAUCCAGUUGCCAUUAGAUUUUACAAAAGAGUUGCUAAAUCGAAAGCCUGAGCUAACUGGCGAGUUGAAUUCGCAAGGUUUUACGCCUCUUCACUUAGCAUCGGCAAAAGGGCACAUCCAGAUUGUGAAAGAUAUUUUAAGGAUCGACACUGCUUGUUGCUUCAUACAUGAUCGCGAGGGGAAAAUAUCAUUACAUUUGGCAGUGAUUAAAGGUCAUAUCGAUAUUUUUGAAGCCUUUAAAAUUGUUGAGGAUGAGGAGCUUCUAAGGAGUAAAGACUAUGAAGGAAAUACUGUGUUGCACCUUGCUGUUGCUAUGAGACACCUCCAGAUGAUAAAAUAUUUGGUAGAGAGUAAUAAAGCCGAGGUAAACACCCUGAAUGCAAAUGGUUUCACCGCUUUGGAUGUGUUACUACAAUGUCCAGCUCAAUCAGGAGACUUGCUAAUAGGUGAGGUUCUUCGCAGUUUCGGAGCUAUAAGAUCCUCCAAUAGGUCCAAUACCUUGCUUCUCUCCGAAAUGGACACAUCCUCACACCAAAUUGAACCCGCUAUGAUCGGCUCGCAAACAAUCCUUAGCAGAUCGGUGAAAGAAACUAAAAGAAAGAAGAAAAAUACUAUGAAAAAAAUGAAUGCUAGUGAGGAAGAAGAUGAUGAUGAUGAUUUUGAAAACAAUCGUGACUUGAGACGAGAUGCAAACUCAUUAAUGGUGGUGGCUGUCCUAAUAGCCACCAUGACGUUUGAAGCUGGAUUAAACCCACCUGGUGGAGAUUGUGUUAAACUAAUCAACACUGCUAGUUCUAAUUGCACAAUCAACAAUUCAUUCUUCAACAGGAGUACAACUUUUGAAUCCCGGAUUUUUAAUGGCACCGAGAUAGGUAAUUUUAUAAAGCUGCCAGGAUUCAGCUAUUAUGUUUUUGAGUUGGUCGACACGAUAGGAUUUUUAUCAUCGUUGAGUGUCAUGGUUCUGAUUAUAUGUGGAUUUCCUUACAAGCAAAGUUGUCUCAAGUGGACUUUGAUGGUUGUUAUGAUGAUAGCAAUGGCAUCGGUAGCUUUGUUAUUCAUGUUUUGA
This is a messenger RNA of Papaver somniferum (opium poppy), 1080 nucleotides long. Its product is annotated as ankyrin repeat-containing protein ITN1-like. Lineage: Eukaryota; Viridiplantae; Streptophyta; Magnoliopsida; Ranunculales; Papaveraceae. Bases 1 to 1080 code for a protein of 359 amino acids. The transcript has 4 exons. Gene Ontology annotation, molecular function: protein phosphatase 1 binding; protein phosphatase regulator activity. The record is from RefSeq and is a predicted model, not a curated record. Gene Ontology annotation, cellular component: plasma membrane.